Molecule: messenger RNA, 1530 nt
Organism: Cyclospora cayetanensis
Lineage: Eukaryota; Apicomplexa; Conoidasida; Eucoccidiorida; Eimeriidae
Product: maspardin
Exons: 8
Coding region: 1-1530 (509 amino acids)
Source: RefSeq, a predicted model, not a curated record
AUGUGGCGCUGGUUCGAAGUCGGGCAUCCAUCAGAUCCUCUGCUGGUCCUGCUGCAUGGCGUUUGUGGCUCUGCCGUCAAUUUCUUCCAACAGCUCUCGGCAUUGCAGAAUAAAGGGCUGCACGUGGUUUCCCUGCAGUGGCCAGCAUUCUCUUCUCUCAGCAGCUUUCUUACAGGCUUCGACGCGUUUUUGUCGCAGCUGCAUGCUCAGCAGCACACCAAGGCGGCUUCCAGCAGGAAGAAGACUUCCAACACCCGCGAGAUCCAUUUGAUGGGAGCGGAGCUUGGUGGUCUUCUGGCAUUACACUACGCUGCGAUGAGGCCGCAUCUGGUGAAAAGCGUCAUACUGUGCAACGCCUUCAUCAGCACCGACCCCCUGUGGGAAGCAGGUGCUUCCCUCAGGACCAUGAUGAGUGUUUUCUUCGGCAUGCUUCCCCAUACAGCGCUGCGGAAGAUUGUGAUUUCGCAGUUCUUGCGGCCCCUGAAACCCCUCCGAUGCACCGUUGCAGCCUCAGCAGAGAGUGCUAGCAGCGGAGACGACUCUGAUGACGACCUCCAGGCAGCCUUUCGCAGCUGUCAGCCACCUCGCUCGCGCAGCCGCGAUCUGUCACGUGGUCUAUCGAGAUCUGACGCGGAUAGGGCUGACGCUAUGGCAGCUACAGGGGGCAGUGUGGACUCGGGUGUCAUCUUGCGUCCCCAAGAAUCUCUUGAAGUGCGAAACAGCAAAGAGUUCCUCAUCGCUCACCUCGACGCCGUAUCCACGGCAGAUCUCGCCGCUCGGCUUUCCCUACACAGCUCCAUAGAGCCUGCCCCCUUCGUCCCGCAGCUCAAUGCAGGCGAUAAUCGCUUACUCAUACUCCAUACUCUCGACUCCGGCUUACCCCCUCAGACGGAGGAGGGCAUUGUUGCUUUAUAUCCAUGUGCCAAACUCGCAACUAUGCGAAAUGGAGGCCCAUUCCCUUUCCUUGCAGCCGCGGAGGAGGUGUCCAUGCACAUCGAGCUGCACAUGCGUCGCUGUGGGGCGAUCAAGCUGCCUUCAGCGAAGGAGCAUGCAGCACAUCAGGAGCAGGAACGAAAAUCCAGGGGCUUAGAUUCGCUGCAUCACGCUGCCCCUAGGUCCUCCCAAGACCUUCCAUGCGUCUCUCCAUGGCAAGAUGGAUUUCCAAGCAGUCUCCCGAAUUAUCCGAGUUCUUGCACUACCAUCACCUGUAGCGGCAGCUCUCAGUAUCAGCCGUGGUCUUUAGUCACUCAUCACGACAGCUGCUCUGAGGAGCCAGCUUACAGUGAAGCAUCAGAGCAAGGGAAAAAGCAGGCGUGUGGGAACGCGCCGAACGGAGCUGCACCAGCAGCCAGAGCAGCGCAGAAAGCUGCCGAAGUAGCGGCAACGUGCAGAGCCCUCUCUGCGGUUAGUGGAAGCGCUUCUGGACAAAGUGGGACACAUUCGAUGCUCGGGAAUCCGUCUGGUCUAGCGGCGACUCCAAGCAACCGCAAUAAUCCCGCGGGGGAAAACAACCAUUGUCCGGUGUGUUGA